AUGUCGGGCGAAGUGAACUCCAAGGCAUUUCCUCUUGCUGAUGCAGCUCUUACGAACCAGAUUUUGGAUUUGGUUCAGCAGGCUUCGCACUACAAGCAGCUGAAAAAGGGCGCAAAUGAAGCGACCAAAACGCUAAACCGCGGUAUUUGCGAAUUCAUUAUUAUGGCUGCAGACAUUGAACCCAUUGAGAUUGUUUUGCAUCUCCCUCUUCUCUGUGAAGACAAGAAUGUGCCAUACGUCUUUGUGCCAUCUAAGAUCGCGUUGGGUCGUGCAUGUGGUGUAUCUCGUGCGGUUGUUGCUGCCAGUGUCACGACGAACGAGGCUCGUGAACUCCAAAGUCAGAUCCAAACCAUCAAGCUGGCUAUUGAACGUUUACUGAUCUAA
This is a messenger RNA of Malassezia restricta, 384 nucleotides long. Its product is annotated as U4/U6 small nuclear ribonucleoprotein SNU13. Gene Ontology annotation, biological process: mRNA splicing, via spliceosome; maturation of SSU-rRNA; ribosome biogenesis. The record is from RefSeq and is a predicted model, not a curated record. Gene Ontology annotation, cellular component: box C/D methylation guide snoRNP complex; small-subunit processome; precatalytic spliceosome. The coding region runs from base 1 to 384 and encodes 127 amino acids. Gene Ontology annotation, molecular function: RNA binding. The transcript is spliced from 2 exons. Lineage: Eukaryota; Fungi; Basidiomycota; Malasseziomycetes; Malasseziales; Malasseziaceae.